AUGGGUAGUACAAGUCAGCAGCAGCAGCUCCAAGUCGCCAUCAUCGGCGCGGGCAUCGCCGGCCUGACGGCUGCUAUCGCGUUGAAAGACCACCCAGGCAUCAACGUGCAGAUCUACGACAAGGCGACGGAACUGCGGGAAGUUGGCGCGUCGAUUGCGUUGGGACCCAAUGGCCUGCGGACGCUGGAAAAGCUGGGCGUCCAUAAUGCCUUGGACGAUUCAAUCGCCUUCCGCAACAAGUCGGGCUACCCCAUGAUCUAUCGGCAUUACAAGACUGGCGAAAUCGUCUCGGUUGACGAGCAUCACGGCAGCGUGGAGGCCCGCCAUAAGACGGCAAGAUUCCACCGCCCGCAUCUGCAGCAGGCUCUGCUCAAGCACAUCGAUCCUGCCCAGAUCCACCUCAACAAGGCUUUCAAGACCAUUCAGAACCAAGAGUCAACAGGCAGGCUGAAUAUCACCUUCGCAGACGACACGGCCGUCACAGCAGACAUCCUUCUCGGCGCCGACGGCAUCCACUCGGGUGUGCGGAGCUUCUACGUUCCCUCGUCUCGGUCAAAGUGGACCGGCUGGACGGCAUUCCGCGCCGUGUACCCCGUCUCCCAUCUGUCUCAUAUCCCCGACAUCCCGGACGAGGCGGAACACUGGUGGGGGAUCGAUCGCACGUGGUUCAUGUCAAAGCUGGGCAGAGAUCUCUUCUGCAUCGUCGCUUCCCACCAAAGCGACCCCGAUGCGCCCGAUGCGCUGUACAAAGACACCGUCUGGAACACUGGCAGCGACAUCGACUUGCUCAAGGAGCAUUACAGCGACUGGCACCGUCUGGUGCGCGAGAUCAUCGAGGCAACGCCUGCAGAUUCGUUAAAGGUGUAUCCCAACGCCUCUGCCCACGGGCUCGAGAGCUGGGUCCUGGGGCAGGACAGGGUGACGUUUGCCGGCGAUGCGGCGCAUGCACAUGGCGGAGCUUUUGCUGCGGGUGGGAGUCUCGCUAUCGACGAUGCCUGGGCCUUUGCGGCAUCGAUCCAGCACGUCUUCCCCCCGUCGGCCACGGAGCUCCCGUCGGCUGCGGACAUUGCGACAGCAUUGAAGUUGUACGAGAAGACCCGGAAAGCGCAUACUGACCGGGUGCUUGAGACGGUGCAUUCGACGAAUAAGAAAAAGGUCGAGAGGUUGGCGGUGGUGGAGAAUGAUGAUGGCUUGCGGGCGAGGAUGAAAAAUCGGGUCGAGCCUGUUUGGAUCCACGAGCAUGAUGUCGAGUCGGUAUUCGGGCAGGUCGUGGCGCAGGAGAAACGCCCUUCGGUACCAGGGGCAGCGUCAGAUCCAUCAGAGGGGCAGAUAGGAAGCCGUCUUUAG
Colletotrichum orchidophilum is the source of this 1347-nucleotide messenger RNA. RefSeq lists its product as uncharacterized. The coding region runs from base 1 to 1347 and encodes 448 amino acids. Lineage: Eukaryota; Fungi; Ascomycota; Sordariomycetes; Glomerellales; Glomerellaceae. The transcript is spliced from 2 exons. Gene Ontology annotation, biological process: secondary metabolite biosynthetic process. Gene Ontology annotation, molecular function: FAD binding. The record is from RefSeq and is a predicted model, not a curated record.